GUUCUCGAGAAGUUCAAGAAGUUCGAGGCCGCCAAGAAGAAGAUGGAGGAGGCCAAGGGCGAGUGGAUGGAGUCGAUCGGUGAUCGCAUCGAUGCCCGCGCUGAGUGGGAGAACGCGUGCGAGCAGCACGCGAGCAUCAAAUCAGAGCGCAUGCCGCGCUGA
Messenger RNA from Prorocentrum cordatum, 162 nucleotides. NCBI's taxonomy places the organism in Eukaryota, Dinophyceae, Prorocentrales, Prorocentraceae. The record is from the annotation of a GenBank genome assembly.